Messenger RNA from Zingiber officinale, 1038 nucleotides. Its product is annotated as protein SOB FIVE-LIKE 5-like. NCBI's taxonomy places the organism in Eukaryota, Viridiplantae, Streptophyta, Magnoliopsida, Zingiberales, Zingiberaceae. Bases 1 to 780 code for a protein of 259 amino acids. The record is from RefSeq and is a predicted model, not a curated record. Gene Ontology annotation, biological process: cytokinin biosynthetic process. The transcript is spliced from 4 exons.
AUGUGGUGGGAGGAAGGACGGCAUGGACAUAAGGACAAAAUUAGUCUCGGAUUAAAUUUGGCUCUCAUGCUCUUCAUUUCAUCUGUUUCUCUGCUUCAUUUCUCCCCCUCUCCUCCCCACUGCUUCCCACCACCACCGCUACUACUUCACAUUGACGGACACUUAACACAGACAGUGCAAAUACUAUACUGGGGAGAGAUCAAAUACCUGAUCAUGCUGGGGGAGGAGGAGCGAGAUGUCAUCAGCUCAGAGUGCAGCAGUGGAUGCCAAUCUGGUUGGACGGCUUACUUAGACAACUCCUCCUGUGCCUUCUCUCUGCCUCUUGAGCAUAAGAAAGGCGAUUCCUUGUUGGAGGAGGAGGAGGAGGAGGAAGAAGAAGACUCGUCGAUGGUCUCUGAUGCAUCCUCUGGGCCGCCUCACUUCCCUGAACAGGAUAAGCUCUCCCUCCACUGUAUCAACUCCAGGACUUGCUUUGAAGGCAAUGACUUAGUCAAGUGUGGUAAUGGCAAGAAGAGGAAAGUUGAACCGGAGCAACAAUACCAGGAGCAUUGCUCUUCUCUGUUGGAUGACACUGCCAGUUCACCUCUCGUCAGCCAACCCAAAGCCAGCUUCAUUAGUGAGGACAUCAGCAGCUACAUGAAGACCCCCAUGGAAGGUGAUUUGGAAUUCUCUUGUGGCUACUCAGCUACCCAUUUCGAGAGAAACUAUACGCCAGAAAAAGCAAAUGGGCUUCCUUCAAUCCACUUCUCUCGGCAAGCCAAGACCUACAAGACCAGUUAAGAGACUUCGAUGAUGUCAAGGAAAGAAAGUGGAAAGAAGAUUUAAAGAGAUUGACCCUAUAUCCCCUGCUCUGUAGAAGAAAUAGAAGGAUGAAUCUACAGAAAUCUCGAAGAGAUCUCGUUUAGUUUGUCGUUGUAACUCUCUCCCUUUCUUCCCUCUGUUAUUUUUUUUCGUGGCAUGUCAAUGCAGUUGGAAGCAAGUAGCCUAAGCAACAGAGGAAAAACAAAAAUAAACAAUCUUUCUGUCUUUUUUUGUUAA